AUGUUUUGGACCAAGUACUUGUUUGUGGCUGGACCUCAUCGCAGAUCCACGGUGAUCUGGAUUAUAAAAAGAAAAUAUGGUUUUCUUUCUGAUGAUGUCAAAUCUGUGCGGACUGUUGUCACCCCAGACAUAUCCAAGAUCCGAAAUAUUGGGAUUAUGGCUCACAUUGAUGCCGGCAAGACUACCACAACAGAAAGAAUGCUGUUUUACUCUGGUUAUAUAAGGGCGUUAGGAGAUGUAGAUGAUGGGGAUACAGUUACAGACUUCAUGGCCCAGGAACGAGAGCGAGGUAUAACUAUACAGUCGGCAGCCGUCACAUUUGACUGGAAAAACCAUAGAAUUAAUCUGAUCGAUACACCAGGACACGUCGACUUCACUCUGGAGGUAGAACGCUCUCUUCGUGUUUUAGACGGUGCAGUCGCUGUGUUUGACGCUUCUGCUGGUGUCGAGGCCCAAACACUCACUGUGUGGAGACAAGCUCAGAAGCAUCAUGUUCCCUGCAUCGGCUUUCUCAAUAAGAUGGAUAAACCUAUGGCAAACCUAAAUCUUUGUAUUGAAAGCAUCAAAGAAAAGAUGCACACAACACCAAUCCUUCUACAGAUUCCAGUUGGAUGUGGGAAGAGCUUUUCUGGUCUUGUAGAUGUAUUAACGAAGGAACAGCUCACAUGGAAAACACAAUCAAAAAACGACGAUGGGCGGAGUUUCAAUGUUCAGCCUUUAGAGCAGUCUGAACCUGCGCUGGUGGAGGCCGUGAAAGAGGCCAGGGCGUUUCUGAUCGAGCAGGUUGCUGACUUGGAUGAUGAAUUUGCAGAGCUGUUGCUAACUGACUUCAGUGAUAAUUUUGAUGCAGUUCCUUCCAUUAAAAUUAAAGAAGCUUUGAGGAGAGUGACACUGGCUCGUAAGGCUAUUCCCAUUCUCUGCGGAAGCUCUUUGAAAAACAAAGGUGUCCAGCCUCUACUCGACGCCAUAAUCGCGUAUCUCCCCGACCCCAGUCAGCGCCACCACGACGUCAUACAAUGGUACAAAGAGGACUUAUGUGCGUUGGCUUUCAAAGUAAUCCACGACAAGCAGCGAGGGCCUCUGGUGUUUGUCAGAAUAUACUCCGGGACUCUGAAAGCACAGACAGCGGUUCAAAACAUCAACCGGGACUGCACUGAGAGGGUGAGCCGUCUGGUUGUGCCGUUUGCCAAUCAAUAUGUAGAAAUUCCCUCAAUAACGGCCGGAAACAUUGCUUUGACUGUUGGACUUAAACAGACCGUCACUGGAGACACUAUCGUCGCAUCCAAAGCCUCGGCAGCUGCUGCACUUCGCCGAGCUCAGGAUAAAAAAGGGGAAAAGGACAGUGUAAAAGUCAUUCUGACCGGAAUAGAAGUGCCUGACCCGGUGUUUUUCUGCACCAUAGAGCCGCCUUCCAUGGCCAAACAGACUGAUUUGGAGAAUGCCCUAAGUUGCCUCCAGAGAGAAGACCCUAGCCUCAAAGUCCGGGUUGACCCUGACUCUGGGCAGACCAUUCUAUGUGGGAUGGGAGAGCUGCACAUUGAUAUAAUCCACGACAGAAUAAGACGAGAGCAUGGGAUAGAAACUCACCUGGGUCCUUUACAAGUGGCCUACAGGGAGACAGUCACCCAAAAGGCCAAAUCCACCGAUACUCUGGACAGAACCAUAGGAGAGCGACGACAUGUGGUGACGGUGGAGGUCUCGGUAGAACCAUCGGACGACACGGGCAGCUCCAGUAAAUUCACGUUUCAAACAGAUUCACCCAAUCAACUUUCUGCUGACCUAAAACAGGCAAUUGAAAAUGGCGUCCACAGUUCAUUUCUUCAAGGCCCCCUGCUGGGUUAUCCAGUGCAAGGCGUUUCCACUGAAAUUCAAAGUGUGAGUUUAGAGCCGGGAACCUCUCCAGCCAUGGUGUCUGCAUGCGUGUCCCGCUGCGUCCAGAAGGCCAUGAGAGCCGCAGGGGCGCAGGUGCUGGAGCCGGUCAUGUCAUUAGAAGUCACAGUGGGAGAGGAUUACCUGGGCUCAGUGCUCGGAGACCUGGCCCAGAGGAGAGGAACAGUCCGUGACAUUCAAAGCCGCCAUAGCGACAAAGUGCUGCUAGCUACGGUUCCUCUGGCCGAAAUGAUGGGUUACUCCACUGCUCUGCGCUCGCUGACAUCUGGGACCGCUACUUUUUCCCUUGAACUAGACACAUAUGAAGCCAUGAACCCACAGGAUCAAAACAUGUUACUGAAGAGAGUAGCCGGUCUGCUCUGA
Messenger RNA from Knipowitschia caucasica, 2253 nucleotides. Lineage: Eukaryota; Metazoa; Chordata; Actinopteri; Gobiiformes; Gobiidae. The record is from the annotation of a GenBank genome assembly.